AUGUUUGUUCGGGUGGAAUCUUACAACUCAAUUUUAAGGCACUUGCCCUCAACCGAUUGAGCUGAAAUUUGAUAAAGUGUAUUAUAUCUACGACAAUGACGAACGCCACAUUGGUUUGCUGUUAACAUACCCUUGCGACGCAGAUCAAAGCAAGAUGAUCAUUGAAGAGGAUCAAUUGAAAUUUGUACUAGAAGCUGUCGCAAAGAAAUUGAAUGUAGACAAAAAGUGGAGGUACGUUAAACGAAAACAGAGUGAUGAUUUGGUUAAUUUUGCCGCCAUUUUGUUACCUGUGUCGCUGAUCGACGAGACCAAAGGCAAAGAAUUCAACCUGCUGAUCAAAACAGCCCCAGACUGGCCAGUGGAGAAGGUAGUGGACGAGCUAUUCAUCAAAGAGUACCACUUCUAUACCAAAGUAUUGCCAAUCUAUAAGUGUAUGAAAACCAACAUCGACAUAGAUAAUCUUUUUCCUGAAUGUUACUACGCCGAUUCUAGUCCAGAUCACAGAGUGUUGGCCAUCCAGGAUAUGACUUUUGAAGGAUUCGAGAAACCAAUUAAUCGAGAAAAUUUGGACUAUAAAUACAUGACAGUGGCUUUGGAAACGAUUGCCAAAUUCCAUGCCCUAUCAUUUAUUAUGAUGAAAAAAAAUGUUACUUAUACUAAUAAGAAAAGCUUACAACCUCUCUCAGCGAAGUAUUCAGAAGAUUUCACCGCGAUAUUAAAAUAUGCUAUCAAUAAAAGUUUCUUUAUAUUUAAAGAUAAAUAUUAUUUUGAUUUUCUGGAGAAAUUGUGUGGAGGUUUAGAGAAAUAUAUGGAAGACGGUGUAGAUAAAGCUAAAGGGAAAGUGUACGGGCAUGGUGAUUUUUACAAAGAAAACAUUUUGUUUAAAUAUUCUAAUGGCGUACCAGUGGACGCGUGCUUGAUCGAUUUUCAACACACUCGGAGUAUAAACCUUGCACAGGAUAUACUCUUCUUAAUUAUGACCUCAACAGAUGCAGCUGAUAGAAAACUACAUUUCCACGAUUACCUAAAUUAUUACUAUGAGAGCUUACACAGUAUUUUGAAGAGCAAUGGCGUCGAGGUAUCCGUUGGUUACUCAUACGAGGAUUUUGAAUAUGAUUUGAAACUAGCAGUGCCUGUUUGCUUGAUAAUCACAGUUUUCUCGUACACUAUAUGGUGUGGGGUUAUAGAUUUGGAAUGUUCGAUGUCGCCCGAUAAGGUCCCGCCACCCAUAAAAGAGAAAGAUGCUGUAAAAGUUGGGAAAUUGGUUGACCAUCUGAUGAUGGAUUUCGUAGAUUUGGGAUAUUUACCUGAAUUGCGAUAG
Molecule: messenger RNA, 1321 nt
Organism: Chilo suppressalis (striped riceborer)
Lineage: Eukaryota; Metazoa; Arthropoda; Insecta; Lepidoptera; Crambidae
Source: the annotation of a GenBank genome assembly